Molecule: messenger RNA, 1131 nt
Organism: Acanthisitta chloris (rifleman)
Lineage: Eukaryota; Metazoa; Chordata; Aves; Passeriformes; Acanthisittidae
Product: serpin B4-like
Exons: 6
Coding region: 1-1131 (376 amino acids)
Biological process (GO): negative regulation of endopeptidase activity
Molecular function (GO): serine-type endopeptidase inhibitor activity
Source: RefSeq, a predicted model, not a curated record
AUGUGCUCUCUCAGUGCAGCCAAUGCCAAGUUCUGUCUUGACUUUUUCAGAGAGCUGAGCAAAAGAAAAGUAAAUGAAAACAUCUUCUUCUCCCCACUAAGUCUGUCAGCUGCCUUUGGAAUGGUUGUCCUUGGAGCCAGGGGCAACACACUUGAACAGAUUGAGAAGUGUGAGGAAGCUGAAGGAGUCCAUUCCCAGUUCCAGGCUCUGUUGGCUGAAGUCAGUGAACCCAGACCAGGCUGUUGUCUCACCAUUGCCAACAGGCUCUUUGGAGAAAUUACUUAUCCAUUCUUCCAGCAAUACUUGGAUUCCACAAAGAAAUUCUAUCGAGCAGAACUGGAACCAGUGAAUUUUAAAUACACUGAAGAAGAAGUCAGAGACAAAAUUAACUUCUGGGUGGAAAAUGAGACAAAAGGUAAAAUCAAAGACCUGUUUGCUGCUGGGCUUAUUGAUCCCUCUACUGUACUUCUCCUGGUCAAUGCUAUAUAUUUUAAAGGAAAGUGGGCAGUAGAAUUUAAGAAAGAAGACACUAAAGAAACAUACUUCCAUCUGAACAAGAAUGAGAGGAGGACAGUGCAGAUGAUGUUUCAAGAAGGUUAUUUUAACAUGGCCAUCAUAGAGGAACUGAAAAUGAAAGUCAUAGAGCUCCAAUACUUUAAUAAUGAACUGAGCAUGUUCAUUCUUCUUCCUGAAGUUGACUGUGAUGACUUUACUGGCCUAGAACAGCUUGAAUGUGCCCUAACCUACGAAAAACUAGCAGAAUGGACCAGCACAACUAAGAUGCAACCGCUGAAAGUGAAGGUGUACCUGCCUCAGUUCAAGAUGGAGGAAAGUUAUGUUCUCAACAAAACUCUCCAGGAGAUGGGAGUAAUGAAUGUUUUUGACUGGGGAAAAGCUGAUUUGUCAGGGAUAUCUACGAAAGAUGGCUUGGUUGUGUCUAAGGCCAUCCAGAAGACAAUAAUGGAAGUCAAUGAAGAGGGCACUGAAGCAGCUUGUGCCAUGGGGAUUGCUGCAGUGCCACUGUGUCGCCCAAUUACUUAUGAGUUCAAAGCUGACCAUCCAUUCCUCUUCUUCAUCAGACACAACCAAACCAACACCAUCCUCUUCUUUGGACGAUACUCCUCUCCUUAA